Molecule: messenger RNA, 1607 nt
Organism: Haliotis rubra (blacklip abalone)
Lineage: Eukaryota; Metazoa; Mollusca; Gastropoda; Lepetellida; Haliotidae
Product: myc protein-like
Exons: 3
Coding region: 78-1262 (394 amino acids)
Biological process (GO): regulation of transcription by RNA polymerase II
Molecular function (GO): DNA-binding transcription factor activity, RNA polymerase II-specific; RNA polymerase II cis-regulatory region sequence-specific DNA binding; protein dimerization activity
Source: RefSeq, a predicted model, not a curated record
UCCUCCAAGUCGUCUUUCAUUUAUGAAGGCUCGCCAACUCGAGAGAUCAUUGCCCCUUGGACUACACAAGCGAGCAAAUGCUGUUGAAAGCUGCACCUCGCAUUUUGGAUACCUAUAUGAUGUCAACACCCAGAUGUAUUAACACAAAAGACAUGGCUAAAAUACAUUCACUGGAUGAAAUGGACGAGAGCAGUAUGUACUCCUUCAUGGACAACGAGGGCGAUGUUGAUUUCUACAAUCUCAACACGCCAACUUUGAUGCCAAGUGAAGAUAUUUGGAAGAAAUUCGAGCUGUUGCCCACUCCACCUCGUUCACCAAAACACGAAGUUUCUGACCUUCUCGACUAUGAGUCGACCGAUAUUUCGGACUUCUUGCAGAAUGAGGCAGUCCUCAAACCGCCCAAUUUACCCUUUCCUGAAUCGCCACCACCGUCUAGUUUGUGUUCUAAAUUAAUUCAGGAUUGUAUGUGGUCUGGAAGUCACCAGAUAGGGUUUGAGGUUGAGAAAUCUCCAUCCCCCGGGCCGGACACACGGCAGAACGAGAACGGCCAGACUGAGACCCCAUCUGACUGUGUGGAUCCUGCGGCAGUGUUCCCCUACCCCAUCAGCGAUACCCGACUGACCAACCUUGGAACAGAAACUCCCUCAGACUCUGAGGAAGAGAUUGAUGUUGUAUCUACUGAAGAUGUUCAUGAAUCCAGGAUACCCUCCCCACAACCCCUGUCAAUCAACUUAAAAAAUGUGAAAACAGUAACAGUAACAACAGAAAGUGCUAAACGUGAAUCUAAGUCUGUGCAUGUAGUGAUCGGCUACCCAGAUAUGGAUGUGCAUAACUACAGUUUACCUCAUUCAUACAAAAGGACUCGAUCAUCUCCAGGUCAAACACACAUUGCACCAAAGCGGAUUAAACGUGAAUUGAGUGAACCAGACUUCAAAAAAGUGUGUCAAAAACUGAAGGCAAGUAGUAGAUCUUGCAGUAGAAACAAUUCAGAUUCCGAGGAAGGUGGUGAAGGCAAAAGGACUCAGCAUAAUGUGCUUGAACGGAAACGCAGAAAUGACUUAAAAUACAGCUUCUUCUCUUUAAGAGACAAUGUACCAGAGUUAAGAGAAAAAGAGAAAGCCCCCAAAGUGCUCAUUUUGAAAAAGUCUGCAGAUUUUAUUUACGAGUUACGGAGACAAGAGGCAUCUCUUUCCAAGGAAGUGACAUUGUUGAAAGAAAGACAUGAAAAAUUGAGAAGGACGUUAUCAGCUUUGAGACAAUAAAUUUGUUGGACUUAAAUACUUGUUGGUUCAUUAUACUGCCAUGGUUGGAGUACAUCCUGGGCAGGAUCAUUGUGCGUGCUGUGUUCAGGCGGCUGUUGUUGUAGGUUGUUAAACCUAAUGUGAUGGAAUUUAUUACGAGUGUUGCAUUUGUUGGCUUUACUGUUGUACAUAUGUAUCUAUAAGUAGCAUUUAUUUUAUACCAGUCUGAAGGUCCCGGGCUAUUGUGUGUUCUUUUGCUUGGAGAGGAAAGGGCAUUUCUCAUGUAUCAUGCAUUCUUUGUUUUGUAUAAAAUCUUUAAAAACUCACUGAAAGAAAUAAAAUGAAAAAUCUUUUUUUCCAAACACA